Eriocheir sinensis (Chinese mitten crab) is the source of this 3164-nucleotide messenger RNA. RefSeq lists its product as uncharacterized. Lineage: Eukaryota; Metazoa; Arthropoda; Malacostraca; Decapoda; Varunidae. The coding region runs from base 288 to 1175 and encodes 295 amino acids. Gene Ontology annotation, cellular component: nucleus. Gene Ontology annotation, biological process: sex differentiation; regulation of transcription by RNA polymerase II. Gene Ontology annotation, molecular function: DNA-binding transcription factor activity, RNA polymerase II-specific; RNA polymerase II cis-regulatory region sequence-specific DNA binding. The record is from RefSeq and is a predicted model, not a curated record. The transcript is spliced from 4 exons.
UCUGGGCAAGCAGAGUUAGCAGCUGAGCCGGCCCGUGGCCGUGCCGUGUAUCAUUGUUGCUAUGUGUAGCAUCAGCUGAGGGCGGGUUGCAGCGGCUCUCCUCCGGCUCUCCUCUCGCUGGCACUGACCCACAAGUGCCUAUUGGCUUCCACGCCUCGCGCGACCAACAACUUCCACUCUGAUCCGCGCCGCGCCCCUCUCCGGCCUGCGGGGCGAGUUGUGGGAUACUGGUGCAAGGAAACAGUGUCACAGUGCCACAGUCACUCAAGCAGCGCCUCGAGGCUACCAUGCCUUCCGCUAUGAGCACGGCGCCCAAGAAGAAGCGGGACUUCUUCAACGGGUCUCAGGGGCUGGACUUCCGGGACUUCAGCAGCCCCAGGCCCCAGGAGGCGCCGGAGGAGCCGAAGGUCCCCUUUGGCGCCCUGGCCGUGGACGGAAGGCACGCGGGGGACCUCUACCUUCCCGCCCCCCCCAUCGGGGCGGGCUUCCCCGCGUCGCCGGGAUUCGGGCACGCCCCGGCGGAUUACUACUUCCCAUGCUACGACAGACACAGCCCCCCCGGCGGCUUCCACCGGCUUGGGGAGCCGGAGCCAUCUCCGCCCAUCCCGCAAGGCUUCCACCUCCAGAGUCGGGGCCUCGAAUUUGGGGACUCCGACCCUCUCGAUGAAGCCCCAGCCCCCUUACUUCACAGCGCAGGGGCCGAGCGCCCCCUGUGGCCUGCCCCCCCCAUGAACGUCCCUCCCGCCAGCAGCGGUGACGGCGACGGCGACGACGGGAAGAAGAAGGGGAAGAAGAGGAAGCAGAGGUGCCGCCUGUGUGCCAACCACAACCGCUACGUAGAGGUAAAGGGCCACAAGUGGUACUGUCCUUUCAAGAGCCCCGAGCACUCGUGCAGCAAGUGUGAGAUCACCCGCAAGCGGCAGUUCUUCAUGGCGAAGCAGCAACAGCUGACGCGGGAGCAGCAGCAGCAGUACCACCACCUGCAGGGCGACGAGCUGGGGAGGGGGGAGGGGGCGGAGGGGGGCAGGCAGGCCGCCGUGCCCCCCAGGUACCCCCCCAAGCAGAGCGAAUUCCCCCGCAUGCAGGAGCUGCUGGAGGAGACGAACAACAUCCUGGACCCGGAGCUCUUCCGCAAGAUCGACGAGCACGUGCGGCCCAAGGUCACCCACCACUGACUGGCCCCCGCCGCCCCCGCUCGCUCCCCCGGCGUAUCCCCGCGCCGGCGAAGCCCUCUCUACGCGACGGCCGCUCCCACUCCCACGCCCGCACUCCGGGCCCCGUACCCCCGGCUGGUCUGGGUCACGGAGUGAGCGACACGCAGCAGGAAUCGGCACAUCAGCAGCAGCAGCAGCAGGAGCAGCGCGAUGUGGAGGCGCGGCGCAGCGCGGGCUGGCGGCCACGGGGGCGAGGCACAGCGCGGGUGUGCUGCUGGGGCACAGCCUGGGGGUAAGUGGGGGGGUCUUCUGGCACGGCCGGCCCGCCGCCGCCACCAGCGGUCCGCAGGGCCAGGUCGCCGCCCUCCGCGGUACAAAACAUCCGCCUGGAGGAGGGCGGGGGCGGGGACGCAGCGUUGGGGUGGGCUGGUCGUGAAGGACAGGAAGGACGGGGCUGGGGGGCUGUUGGUUCUGGGACCUCCGGGGCGUAGUGGGGCACACGCGAGGGCGGGGCGGGGCGGGAGGGGAGGGGGGGUUGGGAACGGGGCAAUGAGGCACCGAGGCUGUGAGGCGCGGCGAUGGUGGCGCUGCACCGCCGCCACCUGUGAUAAUAAUAAUAAUAACGAUAACAAUAAUAAUAUUACUAAUAAUUAUAAUAAUAAUUAUAAUAAUGAUGUUAGCAUAAUAAUGAUAAUAAUCUGGCCACCAAUCUGUCCUUUUGGCUGCCUCCGGCGGCGCCACGCUGAGGUGUGUGUGUGUGUGUGUGUGUGUGUGUGUGUGUAGGACUGCGAUAAAAAAAGGACUUUUCCCAAUUAGUUUAAAAUUAAUAUUCUGAAUUAUUACUUGAAGGAUUAAAAAUAAGAUUAAGAAGGGGAGUUUUUUCAAGUAAUGAUGAUGGUGAUGAAGAUGGAGUUGGUAGUGGUGGUGGUGGUGAUGGUGGUGAUUAAGAUGCAGGUGUUUGUAGUGAAAAAAAAAUGUGAGAAAAUGGUGAUGAAAAAGUGGUGUUGAAGGGAAAGUAAAAUGAUGGUGAUAAUGAUGAUGAUGAUGAUGGUGGAAAGAAAAUGCGAGUCAAGGAUGCUAGAAGAGUGGUAUAUAGAGGUGGUGAUGAUAGUGGUGGUGAUGGUAAUGAUGAUGAUGAUAGGAGAGGGAAAAAGAAGAUGAAAGAGGAUGAUGCAAAUAUUUUUAAGGGGAAUAUGUAGUUUUAGUGAUGAUAAUGAUGAUAGAGGUGAUGAUGAUGGUGAUGACAGGUGUAAUGACAUAAGGCUGUGUUUGGCCGGCUGUGAUAAUGAUGCUUUGCUAUCUAUAGUGGUGGUGAUGGUGAUGAUGAUGUUUAGCUGUGAUGAUAGCGGUGAGGGUGUGUAGAUGGUCUGUUGGUGUCUUAGUGCAAUGGUGAUGAUAUGUUAUUGUGGUGAUGAUGAUGGUGAUAGUGAUGUUGAUAGGGAAAUAUAGUGAAGACGUUGAUAGGGAAAGUGAAGAUGUUGAUAGGGAAAGUGAAAAUGUUAAUAGGGAAAGUGAAGAUGUUGAUAGGGAAAGUGAAGAUGUUGAUAGGGAAAGUGAAGAUGUUGAUAGGGAAGGUGAAGAUGUUGAUAGGGAAAGUGAAGAUGUUGAUAGGGAAAGUGAAGAUGUUGAUAGGGAAAGUGAAAAUGUUGUUAGGGAAAGUGAAGAUGUUGAUAGGGAAAGUGAAAAUGUUGUUAGGGAAAGUGAAGAUGUUGAUAGGGAAAGUGAAAAUGUUGAUAGGGAAGGUGAAGAUGUUAAUAGGGAAAGUGAAGAUGUUAAUAGGGAAAGUGAAGAUGGUGAUAGGGAAAGUGAAGAUGUUGAUAGAGAAAGUGAAGAUGUUGAUAGGAAAAUUGUAUAGUAAUGGUAGUGUUCUUGAAAAUGAUGUAUGUAUUAUAAUAAUGUUGUGUUGUUAUCUUGAUGAUGAUGUAACGAUGAUGGUGGUUAUGAUGAUGGUGAUUAUACUUGAAAGUUUACCAGUUAUGUUUAAAUAAUAGACAAAUCAAUGUUACCUUU